UGCAAAACACACCUCAAGAAAAGCGCGAAGCAUGACGUGAUUGGCAAAGACAUCAUUCUAUCCUCGCCGUCCCGGGAUUAGAAUGACGUCACACCGAUACCCGUCCAUGGAUGAAUUCUAAAGAACUAUAGAGGCACAAAUAAUAGCACAACCACAAGUUCAUAUCUUGCAAGUCUUACGUUAUCAUUUAAGCUUUCUACAGCUGUUUAACAACAACAGUUUUUGUACUUGAUGAAGCUUAACUCUAUUUUUUUUUCAUUUCCUUAAGGAGAUUAUCUAUACAUAUAAAACUAGGGCUGGCGUAAACAUCCUCAGUGCUUCCCAGAUAAGUGCAGUCAUCUAUUAUUGAGCGAAAGGCCGGGUGUGGAAAUGUGUGUAAGAAGGUGGAUUUGAAGUAGAUUUGGUUUCAAUCGAUCAGCAGGAGAAGGAUAUUGCUAAUGGUAACAAAAGAAGCAGCUAUGUCUUUCUCUCAGUUUGGAUAUCCUUACAAUGCAACUUCUCAGUUUUUCGUGUCGGCAAACCCCAGUACGACUUGCUGCGAUUCGAUUUCCAGGUCGGUGACGGAAGGAUCGAGCGCGUCUCAGACCGCAGCCUCCUUCUGCUGUCCCUCCUAUGAGAACCGGCUGCUGGCUAGCACGCGGACCGAGCUCAACGCCGCGCUCGGGAUGUACGGCUCUCCAUACGCAGCAGCAGCGGCCGCAGCCGGUCAGAACUACGCCAAUUACUUUCCGUACAGCGCCGAGCCCUCUGCCAUCUACUCCAGCCUGAACCCACAAUAUGAAAUCAAAGAGGGGUCAAGCAGUCUUCAUGGCACUAUAACCCAGCCCGCUGCCUUCUAUCCAUAUGACCACUCACUGGGCCAGUACCAGUAUGACAGGUAUGGGACCGUUGAUUUUAAUGGGUCAACCCGGAGAAAAAAUGCCACGCGAGAGACGACAAGUACUCUUAAAACAUGGCUUUAUGAACAUCGGAAGAACCCAUAUCCUACAAAGGGUGAAAAGAUCAUGCUGGCCAUUAUCACCAAAAUGACUCUCACGCAAGUGUCUACCUGGUUUGCCAAUGCAAGAAGGAGACUAAAAAAAGAGAACAAAAUGACCUGGUCCCCCAAAAACAAAGCGGGCGAUGACAGGAAGGAAGAUCUCAAUAAGAGUGACCCAGACAGUAUUACCAAAGACUCCAAAGACGGUAAGGAUGAGCGGGACCUGCAGUUCAGUGACCUGGAUGACAUAGAGGACGAGGACGAGGACUGUGACAAGCUGGACAGUGACUGUGAGAAAUCAGGUCAAGAUGACCUCUCAACUUCCUCCCUUCCAAAGAGAGACUGUAACUCUGACCUUCCUCUCCACUCGAACUUUCCAUCUUUUACCUGUGGUCUAAAGAGUUUGGGGGCUCUGAACCCUGACUACCUGGAUUCUCUGGGCUGCAAACCACAGCAGCAUCAGCCCUCACCUCAGUCCACCUCUAUCAACACUGUGGCACUCUCUCACUUUGAAUCAUCGGAGAAGCCCCGGAUCUGGUCGCUGGCACGUACGGCUGCCACAGGGGUUGUAUUAGGCACGCAACAUGGUGGGGAUGUACGGACUGGGCCUGUGGACUGUCAGAUGCAGGGAGUCAGGUUGCCCACAGUUGGAGGAGUGCAGUGUGGACAGCUAAAGGGCCUUCAGGACCCUACCAGCCUCAGCAAUAUGGAAAGCCUUUACCAAGAAGGACUGCAGGGGAUACACAAGGCAUACAGUAGUGGGAGCUACAAGUCCCUCCAACUCCACUCUUCAGCCUAUCCUGGACUGACAGAAUCCUGCCAGUAUUCCUCAAUGGAAGGCUUCACCAUAGCAGGAAAGACAGAGACAGAAUCCAGUGAGCUCAACGACAAUUGUCCAAAAAUCCAGGAUGUCAAAACCACUGCAUUCAGACCUGUGAUGAAGAGGUGAGGCAGGUCUGUGGAAAUGUCAAUAAACACAGGGACAUUUUUAUGAUCUACAUCAUUAUGCACUAUGGAACAGAGUCAAUGAAGAACUAUAAGCCCAUGGCAGCAGACACUUGAAAUAAUAGCGCAACGAAAAUGUGUGCUCUUUCUGGAACUGUGAAAACUGGAGGCAGCCAUAAUUUUGCACAAUAUGAUUUGAUGGUGUCAAUAACUUUAUGCAAUGUUUUUUGUAUGUCUGGGAAUAAAUUGUGAUUUUGUAUGUUUGCACUGGCAAUCGUAGUUUAGUAUUUCUAUUUAUCUAUUUAUUGUUUGGUUAUCCAUCUGCUUUAUUUAUCAGUUACCAUGUGUCCUUUCAAGGUUUUGUUGUGUGUUUCAUUUAUUUCUCUGUGGUCAUGUGCUUAUUGUUGUGUGAUUUACUUUUUUGGAAGCUGGUGUCAAAUUUACAGUCAGUCUUUUUACUUUUAUUUACCUAUUAACAGUAAAUGAGGUGCGAUACUGUGCUCCUGAGGAGUGUGCUAUGUAUAUAUAAAGAAACUGUGAAUAAAUGUUUUGUUAUUUAUUAAUUAUUUUCUCAGAACAAAUUUUUACAUUUUUGUUAAUAAUGAUUUCUGUUUACAAAUCAAUCAGAUAGCUUUAUACA
This is a messenger RNA of Carassius carassius (crucian carp), 2564 nucleotides long. RefSeq names its product Iroquois homeobox protein 6a-like. Gene Ontology annotation, biological process: regulation of transcription by RNA polymerase II; neuron differentiation; cell development. NCBI's taxonomy places the organism in Eukaryota, Metazoa, Chordata, Actinopteri, Cypriniformes, Cyprinidae. The record is from RefSeq and is a predicted model, not a curated record. The coding region runs from base 438 to 1928 and encodes 496 amino acids. Gene Ontology annotation, cellular component: nucleus. The transcript has 7 exons. Gene Ontology annotation, molecular function: DNA-binding transcription factor activity, RNA polymerase II-specific; RNA polymerase II cis-regulatory region sequence-specific DNA binding.